This is a messenger RNA of Culex pipiens pallens (northern house mosquito), 1663 nucleotides long. Its product is annotated as tyrosine-protein kinase Src42A-like. Gene Ontology annotation, cellular component: actin cortical patch. Gene Ontology annotation, biological process: endocytosis; actin cortical patch localization; plasma membrane tubulation. The record is from RefSeq and is a predicted model, not a curated record. Lineage: Eukaryota; Metazoa; Arthropoda; Insecta; Diptera; Culicidae. Bases 915 to 1301 code for a protein of 128 amino acids. Gene Ontology annotation, molecular function: protein binding; lipid binding. The transcript is spliced from 4 exons.
GCAAGUCAAGUCAAAAUCGAGCCAGCAGCAGUCGCCCCAGUCUUGUCGUGUCUUGCGUGUGGACGAAAUUUCGGAAUUUUCGGACGUUCGCGGGCCAGAUUCGUGGAAGAACUCUGUGCAAAAGUGUGUGAAGGUGUUUCCGGGAACCGUUCCGACAUCGGUGGGGCCUCCCCAGGGGAACAUUCUUGGGGUAAAAAGUGUUGCAAUGUGAAGCAAAGUGGUGGCCACUGUUUUUCUUUUGGGGUUUCUUCUGUGAUCGUGUCGUCCGUGUGAAUGGUUCCGGAAACGGCGGCGGCGGCCCAUCCCGACUGGAGAUAGUUGAAAGAUACUUUUGUCCCGUGGAAGAAAUCGAUGAGUGUGUUUUGGUCCAGUGAAGCAGCAGCAGUGCGUUGGCCGGAAGUCGGAGGUGGUUGGUGGAUGGCAGUCCCGGGAAGAAUCCGCUGUCCCCGAAGACCUGCUGAAAGUUAGAAAGUUUCGAGUUUGUGGCUCUGACGAGAGCAAUUCGGCUGUGUGUAUUUUGUUCGUUUCGUUACGUUUCUCGUCGCCGCAGCAGUGUCCCAGAAAGCAAAAAGUAAAACAGAGCAUAAAGAAAUCAUAAAUAUAAUAUACACACAACGGCAACAGCAGCAGCAGCAGCAUUAAAGUGAAUGAGAGUGUGUGGCAUUUCGAGAAGAACAAGUGAAACACAGUGGAGUGAGAGCCAGGAGCAUUAAAAAUUCUGUGUGCGUGCUCCACCCCGAGUGAAAAAGAAGAAAAAGUGCAACCAAGAAGUCAAAGAAGAAGAAGCUCAGGGGGGAAAACAAAGUGGCCGAAUCCGGUCCGAAGCAAAAAAGUGGUGCUAGAAGAAUCGAGCUCUAAAUUCCAUCAAAACGGCAACUAAUUGACCCGUGCGCGCAAAAAAAAUAUAUACAAAAAUGGGCAACUGUUUCAGCAGUAGUGCCAAGAAGGAUCCGACUGAGCACCACGCGAUCGGCGGUCCGAACGCCAUCGACAGCGACCCGGUGAUGCCGAACAAUCAGGUGGCGACGCCGCCGCAGGAUCCGCAGGCGAUCCGGCAGCCGAUGCCGGCCAUUCCCGACCCGGGCAGCGACUCCAUCUCGACGGCCAAGAUCUUCGUGGCGCUGUACGAUUACGACGCGCGCACGGACGAGGAUCUGAGCUUCCGCAAGGGCGAGCACCUGGAGAUACUGAACGAUACGCAGGGAGACUGGUGGCUGGCCCGCAGCAAAAAGACACGCCAGGAGGGAUACAUUCCAUCAAACUACGUUGCCAAAUUGAAAUCGAUCGAAGCGGAACCGUAAGUUUUAUUGACCACUGCGAAAGCUUUCCGGAUGACCCGAAUCAUUCUACUUGUGAGUACUAGCUUCUCUUCGACGGGUCCCAUUCCUGAUGACAAGAAGGUUACUUUUCAUCUCUCGACAUCGAUGAAAAGGAGAGUUAAACGUGAAGUUUAUUGAUUUUUUGUCUUUUUAUGACUACCAUAAAUAACAUCCAUUGAAUGAUCCUUUUUGGAGAGAGAAGAAAAAAGGAUGCGCCCUUGGACUUGCUAGCUUAAAAAAUCUGUUGCAUUGGGAAUUUUCCAUUCAGCGUUCAAUUGGAAAUUUCUCAGCAAAACUGCUUCCAAUUGGAUGCUUGGUGUUAUAAAACCGUUUAGAAUUAGCAC